This is a messenger RNA of Tachysurus vachellii, 677 nucleotides long. Its product is annotated as sperm acrosome membrane-associated protein 4-like. Lineage: Eukaryota; Metazoa; Chordata; Actinopteri; Siluriformes; Bagridae. Bases 101 to 481 code for a protein of 126 amino acids. The record is from RefSeq and is a predicted model, not a curated record. The transcript has 3 exons.
UCCAAUCCAUAUAGACGUUAUUUAGCAGCCCUUUUAAACCCGAGGAGCAGAGCUUCGUCUUUAGAGAUUAUCAGUUUGUGUAGGGUUUCUCUGCUUAAACAUGUCUGGAGUGCUUUUUGGUCUCUGUGUGGUGUUGAUGAUUAGUGUUUCAUGCUCAGGACAAACACUUGAAUGCUUUCACUGUGAUCUUGGAUUCUGGGACAUGUGCCACACAACCAAAGUGAACUGCAGUAUUGGGGAACAGUGUUUUGCUGGCACUGGUGUAGCAGCCUCUGUUCUGAACAUCAAGAUGAUGGGUUGCCUUGCCAGAGAUGACUGCAACAAAACUACCGUUGUGACUUUUCCUGCAAAUAAGACCGUCUAUAAAAUGACAAAGUAUUGCUGUGAGGAAGACCUCUGUAAUGGUGGCACUGAAGUCCUAAUGGCAUCCUAUACACUGACUACACUAGCUAUUGCUCUGAUAAUGGGUCUAACUUCAUAAUAGAUUUUUUUUUUUUUUCUAUGAACUUUGUUUGCAGGAUGGUAUUGAUUUAAAGGGAGGUUUAGGAAGCACUGUGCACUUUGGGAGUUCAUGAAGGCUUAUUGAAAUUUGAUUAAAAUUAUGCAAUGUAAAGCUGUUUUAGAGAAGAUUUCAUACAUGUGUUUUCAGUGUAAAAAUAAAUGUAUAAAUGAGUCAA